Messenger RNA from Amoebophrya sp. A120, 2010 nucleotides. NCBI's taxonomy places the organism in Eukaryota, Dinophyceae, Syndiniales, Amoebophryaceae. The record is from the annotation of a GenBank genome assembly.
CCCGUACUCGCUCAGAUGACACAUUUCGGAAUUGACCUUGUUGCACGGAACUCGUCCCUGAGAGAACUGAAGAAGAGUGUCGAGGAGAGUUGUCUGGUUUACAUACUAGUUUCUUUCUUCUUCGCUGGGAAGAAAAAGAACAUCAAGGUUGAGGCGACAGGAGUCGUCGUGUGGUAGUAGCAAUGUUUCAAUCUUGAUUUGCUUUUCUACAAUCAACAUACGAAAAAACAAUUUGUUUCGGCAGGACCUCCGAAUGAAAGAAAAAUGCGCGCUUGAAUCAUGUUGGUCCAUGAGGACAAGAAGAGUGAACUUCUGAUGCAUUUUUAUAGAGGCACGUAGGAUCACGAUCGUAUAAUUGAGAAGUAGAAAAACCCGUGAAAAUGAUGGCCAAUCAGGGGUUUGACCCGGCGAAGCAGGGUCAGCCCGUGAUGAUGCAGCCCAUGCAGCCUGGGCAACAGAUCCCCAUGGAACAAAUGCAAAUGGGGCAGCAGCAGCCCAUGAUGAUGCAGCCCAUGGGUACUAGUAGAGUUGUUUUUCCCUGUAAUUUUUCUUCAUCAUCAUGUUUCUAUAUUUUUUGCUGCUGUUCAUUCUUUCGCAGCGGCUCUGGUCGCCUGUCCCGACUAGGCCAACAACUUUUUGCUCUUUUCUACACGACCAGGUCAACCGGGAAUGAUGGUGGGUCCCCCCGUGAUGGCCUCCGGCACUCCGAUGGGCGCGCCCAUGAUGCAGGGUGGCAUGAUGAUGGCUCCGAUGGGUCCCGCACAGCUGGAGUGGGAGCGCCCCCGGGUCUGCGCGGAAUGUACCUGCGAGUGCUGUUUGGCCGGAUGCUGCCCUUGUAUCUCGGUGAGUCAGACGAUGACUUUGGCAAAGAUGGGCGGGGCGCACGCCCUUAUCGUCGGGAUUUGCGUGUUCCUUCAGUACUUCUUCGACGGGUUUAGGAACUAUGUACUGUUUUGCUGCAUUUUUUUGAUGAGACUGGAUGUUCUUACUCUUAGCCUGCUGAUCCUGAUUUUUUGAAUGAUACUCCGCUUCAGUGUGAUCAUAGUUUGAUAAUCUACUGCCACUGCUUCAUCCAACAUCUUCCACGAAAACUUCUCCACCGGGGAUCUUCCCUGAAGAUUCGUGACGAUUUCAAAAACACCAACACUAGCCUUCCGAGACAGACAUGUGGAGACUGAUCAAGCUUAUCGCAUGGCUGCUCAACAUGGCGGCGGGGAUUUGCGAAUCUCUGGCCCUGAUCAACUGGAAGCAGCUAUCCCAAGUAAUUUUUACGCACACGUGCUGCACAAUAUCCUGGCUUUGCAGGACAAAAGUGUUCUUCAAUCCUGCUGCUCAGCAUGACCAGUGAUAUACCCUAAGCUAGCGAAAUUUGUGAUGCAUUCAUUUGCCCGUGUGGGUGUGCGGGAAAUUUGUAUUGCAUAGCAGGCAACCGGGCGCCACGUCAACGUUCGGGACCCAAUAUGAACUGCAAAAGUAUCGUACUCGUAUAAAUGCAAGUCUUGCAUUACAAAUCUUUAUCUUAAGGGAAAUCCGCAUUACAAACUUCCUUUCUCAUGCUGAGGAAAUUUGUAAUGCAUUUAUACGAGUACGAUACUUUUGCACAGGAUACCUAAGUGGGAAUUGCGGCGAGGAUUUCUGCUGUUUCUGUUGCUGCCCGUGCUACGCAAUCCCCGCAGUACACCGAACGGUGGAGGACUGGAUGCGGAUGUAUCCACAGUAAACUACUUCUUCCCGUGAUUAUGGACCACGACAUCCAAAACACUGAUACAAAUUGCAAUGGUCACCAGCGUGCAAAUCAAAAGUCUAUCUCUUUCUCUACCUUUUAGCAUUACAACUUCGAUAAACAGCGGUUGCUACAGUAGUUUGUCAUGCAGAUCUUGUACGUCGUGCUCGUGGACGGUAGUAAAAUUUGUACUCCAUAAGAUGGGCGGUCCCAACAUGCAGCAGGGCGGGACUGGCGCACGGAUGGCGGUGUCACCAGGGGGCAUGAUGCAGAUGCAACAGCAAUAG